Bursaphelenchus okinawaensis is the source of this 685-nucleotide messenger RNA. The record is from the annotation of a GenBank genome assembly. NCBI's taxonomy places the organism in Eukaryota, Metazoa, Nematoda, Chromadorea, Rhabditida, Aphelenchoididae.
AUGGUUUUAGCUUGGGAUUUAGGAGAGAACUACUGUAGCUGUAGGUAGUAGUAAGUAUACUAUAGGGUAGGGUAAGACUAAUGCUUUGCUUAUGACGAGAGGUAAGGCUAGGGCUUUGGGUUAGGGAAAUGGGGCUAGGCCUCUGGGUUAGGGUCUUGGGCUUUGGAAUCUGGGCUCUGGGCUAGUGCUCUGGGCUAUGGCUUUGAGCUAGGACUAACCCGGACCAGGACCAGGGCCAAGACCAGUACCAGGACCAGGACCAGGACCAGGAUCAGGACCAGGACCAGGACCAGGGCCAAGACCAGUACCAGGACCAGGACCAGGAUCAGGACCAGGACCAGGACCAGGACCAGGACCAGGACCAGGACCAGGGCCAAGACUAGUACCAGGACCAAGACCAGGACCAGGACCAGGACCAGGACCAGGACCAGGACCAGGACCAGGACCAGGACCAAGACCAAGACCAAGACCAAGACCAGGACCAGGACCAGGACCAGGAUCAGAACUAGGACCAGGACCAGGGCCAGGACCAGGACCAGGACCAAGACCAGGACCAGGAUUAGGACUUUUGUGUCAUACACAUUGUUCUAAAAGCUAUCUUCUCUUGCUCUUUAGUGCAUCGGAAUGUCCCGGAUACAAUCAAAAACAGACUGUACUCUUAUCAUUAACGCUAAUGUAUAAUUAG